AUGUCCCACUGCCACGACGAACACGUCGGUCACGGCGCGCACGACCACCACCAUGGCGACGAACAUGACCACUCAGACGACAUCACCCCAGCCCUGCAGUCGUCGCUCUACCAGCAAAUCAACUUUGAUGAAAUCACGACACUCAAUGAGUCGACACGAGACGCCGGCAAGGCCAUCGUCAAGAAGACGUGGGCAGAGAGACUAAGUGCCGAGCCAGAGCUAGCAAGCGAUGCCGAUGAACAGCUGCUCAUGACUGUACCCUUCGCGGCCCAAGUCAAACUCCACUCCAUCCUCAUCCGCACAUCCCCAUCCCUCUCUGCCCCAAAAACACUCCAUCUCUACGUCAACCACGACAAUCUGGACUUUUCAACGGCAGAAGACAUGGAUCCAGUGCAAAAGAUUGAGCUCUCCCAAACGUCUGACGUGCAAGAGAUUCCCGUCAAGAGGGCGCUGUUUGGCAGAGUCCAGCGGCUGGUGCUAUUCUUUAUGGAUAAUUUUGGGGAUGGCGAUGAAGAUGUUUCGCGGAUUAGUUAUGUUGGAUUCAAGGGCGAGUGGACAAAGCUGGGCAAGGCGCCGACAAACAUUUUAUACGAGGCCGCGGCGCAACCGGGGGAUCACAAAAUCAAGGGGACCAGUGUGAAUCAGAUGGGAAGUGGUAUUGGGGGCAGAGGGCCGGGCGUGUAG
Molecule: messenger RNA, 684 nt
Organism: Metarhizium brunneum ARSEF 3297
Lineage: Eukaryota; Fungi; Ascomycota; Sordariomycetes; Hypocreales; Clavicipitaceae
Gene: PITH1
Product: PITH domain-containing protein
Cellular component (GO): nucleus
Source: RefSeq, a predicted model, not a curated record